GCAACAGGUCUAAAUCCUGACUGUGCACGGACAUUUAAAGCUUGUGCUGGUUGAUAACCAGGGCCUGAAUAAUCUACUGAAAUCUUAUUUAGAGCAUUUUUUUUGCUGAAUUUGUAUAAACUGGAGCAAUGAUAUUUCGCACAGCAGUGGAGCAUGCUAAAAAGCAUCCUGGGCUCAUCCCCCAGUUCUUCUUCAUCUGUUUGGGAAUGGGUGCAAGUCUGUAUCUCAUCCGUUUGGCAAAAGGACCCCAUGUCACCUGGAACAAAACCAACAACCCCGAGCCAUGGAAUAAACUAGAUCCUACAUACCAGUACAAGUUUGUGGCCAUCACUACAGACUACCCAAACCUGAAGAAGGAGGGACCUGAUUUCUGAGUUUCUCACUGGCAUCCUAACAUUAAAAAAACCUGAUCUAGGGUCAGAUUCAUAAACCUAUCCUCCUCCUCCGCCUCCUCCUCACCCAAGUCUCUUAAUGCUUUCACUUCAGGUGGAAGGUGAGAGGGAUACGAGAGCAGGAUCUGUUUCUCUGUGCCUGUGUUGUGUUUGCAAAGAAGCUGAAGAUCUUGUAAAUGUGACCAGCAUCGUCAAUAUUUAAAAUGUGUAUCUGGACAUACUGACAUGAAUGCAGGAGAUAUGUAAAAGCAUGUGCUCCUCAUAUGAAUAAACUAUUUCUAGUCUGA
Labrus bergylta (ballan wrasse) is the source of this 679-nucleotide messenger RNA. RefSeq names its product NDUFA4 mitochondrial complex associated like 2a (gene ndufa4l2a). Lineage: Eukaryota; Metazoa; Chordata; Actinopteri; Labriformes; Labridae. The record is from RefSeq and is a predicted model, not a curated record.